Molecule: messenger RNA, 472 nt
Organism: Mytilus trossulus (common blue mussel)
Lineage: Eukaryota; Metazoa; Mollusca; Bivalvia; Mytilida; Mytilidae
Exons: 3
Coding region: 46-471 (141 amino acids)
Source: RefSeq, a predicted model, not a curated record
AUUCAAAAAGAAAGUAGAAAUGAAAAUAUGAGUGCAAGAUAUUGAAUGGAGAUAUUUAUGGAAGUUUUAAUCAUAUUUGCAGUGGUCAUGGUCUAUUUAUGUACAGAUUGUCAUGGACUCAUGUGCUAUAAAUGUGAAAACGAACGAAACAAUUUUCUGUGCGUAGGAGAAUAUAAUCUGAAGCAAUGUGAUUCAGGAUUCGAUACUUGCCAGACAACAGUGUCAUACUCAGAGGUAAGCGAACAGCUUUCAAUAAUUAAGACAUGUACGAAAAAUUCAUCGUGUCACCUGCAAAUAAAAGAACAUUCGGAAUCCGUCCCAUGUGAUCAAACCGGAAGUAGUUGGAUAUGCACCACGUGUUGUAAUGAGGACGCAUGUAAUUUAAACACUGCAACCAGUAAAGCCUCGUUCUCAUUUGUUCUGUCAUAUAUGAAUAUAUUUUUGUAUUUAAGCAUUAAAUGUAUUAUAUAAA